Molecule: messenger RNA, 825 nt
Organism: Tribolium castaneum (red flour beetle)
Lineage: Eukaryota; Metazoa; Arthropoda; Insecta; Coleoptera; Tenebrionidae
Product: elongator complex protein 6
Exons: 1
Coding region: 1-744 (247 amino acids)
Biological process (GO): tRNA wobble uridine modification
Cellular component (GO): elongator holoenzyme complex
Source: RefSeq, a predicted model, not a curated record
AUGGCCGCCGUCAACCCCUUGCUGGCCUCGCUCGACAUCAAACCCACCGAUAGAGUCAUCUCGAUCAAGGAGAACGGGAACAUUGACUCGAACUUCGUCAUCACGCACCUCAUCAAACAGAUCUUGCUCGAGAACGGAAAACUGUGCUUUGUCAUUUUGCACAACACUCUGGGGCACUACCACAAUGUGGGCAAGCGGCUGGGGUACGACUUCCUGAAGCAGGUCGACGAGGGGGGCAUUAGGACCAUUGAGCCGCUUAAAGACAUUGUGGAGGAGAUAGGGAACGGCACCCAUUAUCUUAUUGAUGAUAAGGAGCAAAUCGUCAAAGCCCUUUUCACGAGUAUCAAGAACAGUAUUGAGGAACUGGCCGCUACGGCCCCCAAUCGGGUCUAUUUGAUCAUCGACGACAUAAGCCAUUUGUUAGAUCUAGGGAUCGAUCUUAAGUAUAUUAUAAGCUUCAUAAAUUAUUGUUUAAGUCUCGUUAACGACGAUAGGGUUUCUGUUGUCAUUAACACGCACGUUUGUAGCAAAUCCGACGAAAUCAUUUGUAACAACUUAAACUACGUGUCGGAUGUUGUUAUUGAGGUUUUGCCUUUGAAAACUGGGCUCAGUAGGGAGGUUACGGGUGUUAUGAGUAUUGAAAAAUCAGGGAAUGCGCAGGUUACACAGUUUCACUUCAAAGCCUACGAUAAGGGAAUCAAGACUUUUCAUUUAGGAGAGUCGGUUUAUAAUUUAUACAAAUAGACUGAUUUUUGUUUUUCGCUUUUUUAUAUUUUAUAGUUUUGCUGUUUACAAGUUAAUAAAUGAUUAACAUCGACGAUUUAA